AUGAAGACGAUCCCUCUAGCGUGGGAUGAUGAGCGUGGUCAAGGUACGAAUGAUAAGGGGCACGCCAUCUGCUUUACACAUGAGAGGGCCCACAAGCUUGCAUCCCUUCUCAAUUGCCCCCAACAUCUCCCAAAGCAAAACCCAGAGUGUGGUCUAACGCCAUCUGUUGCCUCGACCCCCGCUGAAGUGGUGUAUCUAACUGAAAAUGGGGACAAAUCUCCAGUGAAUAGCCACCCCGAGAAAGAGCAACUCUUCGACAACUUGGUUGACGAACAUGAAUCGGAGUUUCUAGACGGGCGAUCAACACCCCACACCUCCGACGCCCACUAUCUAGUGCAUCAAAUGUCACCUCGAGAUCUCGGCUUUUUGACUCGCCUCCGUCCUCCACCCGGUUUGAACACCCAUGAUGGGGACACCUCAAGUGAAGACAGGGCUUCAUAUGAGUCCACAGACCGUCCAACGCAGUACCGCGGAGGCUUCCUGUCCUCGCUCCUCAAGCUCUACGACCAACCUAAUUAUAACCACAGCCACUCUCGCAAGGGCAGUUCGUCCAGCUCCAGUGGACGCGGCUUGUCCCCGGACUUAUGGAAACCCCAUAGGAAAUGGUACGAUAAAUCGUCGGCCCGAUCCAGCCUUACCUUGGCCGGCUCAUCCCACCACACUGGCUCGCCUCUGGCUACGCUCACGCGGUCCCAAAGCAGUGGUGCUUCCAUUCCCAAUGUAGGUGGUCGCCCACGAAACAAGCCCCAGUUCGAGGAUGAAGUCCAUAUCACUGUUCAUAUUGCCGAACUUCUAUCCCGACAACGGUAUUUGAUCCGGCUUUGUCGCGCUUUGAUGAAGUACGGAGCUCCAACACAUCGAUUGGAGGAAUAUUUGCGCAUGACAGCUCGUAUCAUCCAGAUCGAUGGCCAGUUUUUGUACAUACCUGGCUGCAUGAUCAUCUCCUUUGACGAUGCCUCCACACAUACAACGGAGGUUAAGGUCGUCCGGUCCAGUCAAGGCAUUGAUCUUGGCAAGUUGGCCGAUGUGCAUGAGAUCUACAAAGAGGUGGUCCACGACGUCAUUGGUGUUGAAGAGGCAAUUCAGAAGCUCGAUGAGAUUAUGAAAUCGCCGAGCAAGUUCCACAUCCUAUUUCUCAUCUUCGUUCAUGGCUGCGCCAGCGCGUCAGUUGGCCCCUUUGCUUUUGGGGCUCGUCCGGUUGAUAUGCCCGUGGCAUUUCUGUUGGGUUGUCUCCUGGGAGUGUUGCAGUUGAUCCUGUCGCCUAAGUCGAGCUUGUACGCAAAUGUGUUUGAGAUCUCUGCCGCAGUGCUGACGUCUUUCCUUGCACGUGCCUUUGGGAGCAUCAGGCUCGAUGGGGAGCCUCUAUUCUGCUUUUCGGCACUCGCACAGUCAUCCAUCGCUCUCAUCCUGCCAGGAUACACCGUUCUAUGUGCUAGCCUUGAGCUCCAGUCACGCAGCAUAGUUGCAGGGUCGGUUCGCAUGGUCUAUGCUAUUAUCUACUCUCUAUUUCUCGGGUUUGGCAUCACCAUCGGAACUGCCGUUUACGGGCUCCUUGACUCUCAAGCCACAACGGCAUACACAUGUCCUGCCAGCCCAAUUCACAAUGAAUAUCUACAGCGGUUCCCCUUCGUGAUCUUAUUUACUAUCUGUCUGGCUAUUGUCAACCGCGCCGAAUGGAAACAAAUGCCAAUCAUGAUGGUGAUCUCCCUGGCCGGCUACGUGACCAGCUACUUCAGCGGCAAGCGCUUGUAUCACAAUAGCCAGGUCUCCAAUGCCUUGGGUGCAUUUGUCAUUGGUGUAAUGGGCAACUUCUACAGCCGACUACGGCAUGGGGUUGCCGCUGCAGCAAUGCUGCCCGCGAUUUUCGUCCUUGUCCCCUCCGGUCUAGCGGCCAGUGGGUCCCUGAUCUCCGGUAUCACUUCUGCGGAGCAAAUGACGCGGUCUGCGGUCGUGAGCAAUGGGACACAAGGAUUUGUCGAUGCGGCAAAGAAUCUCUCAGCCGAGGAGUCCAAAAACCAGAGCUACGGCGUCGUCUUUGAUAUCGCAUACGGCAUGGUCCAAGUCGCCAUUGGCACGACAGUCGGCUUGUUCCUGGCCGCUUUGAUCGUCUAUCCGCUAGGCAAAAAGCGGAGCGGGCUCUUCAGCUUUUAA
This is a messenger RNA of Penicillium bovifimosum, 2151 nucleotides long. RefSeq names its product threonine/serine exporter family protein. The transcript is spliced from 2 exons. The record is from RefSeq and is a predicted model, not a curated record. Bases 1 to 2151 code for a protein of 716 amino acids. Gene Ontology annotation, molecular function: transmembrane transporter activity. Lineage: Eukaryota; Fungi; Ascomycota; Eurotiomycetes; Eurotiales; Aspergillaceae. Gene Ontology annotation, biological process: transmembrane transport.